This is a messenger RNA of Diabrotica balteata, 4332 nucleotides long. NCBI's taxonomy places the organism in Eukaryota, Metazoa, Arthropoda, Insecta, Coleoptera, Chrysomelidae. The record is from the annotation of a GenBank genome assembly.
AUGGCUGCUGUGGUUAGCCAUGCGAUGCGACGGUUCCCAACGACACCACCGGAUACGUCGUAUUCGUCUUAUGCAUUUCGGGGGGAGAGCAGUAGAGUAGACGGAGAGAGCGCCCUCUCACGUUCAAUGCGUUACGCAGAUCCGUGGUUAUAUGGUAGCAUACGUGCACCGGGAGGAUUUUUUCUAACACCUGCCUUUGUGCUAUGUGCAUGCCCGGACUACAUUAACGGUACAAAGAAGUCAAGCAAGAAAUCCCCAUCACAAUGCAAGAAAUGCAAAGGAGCGAGACUUCCAUUGUCAUCCGUGGAAGCCUCGAAAUAUGGAACCGUCAGAUAUUAUCCCUCGGAAACUGUCCCUACAUCAUCCACUCCGGUUCGAGGUGGUACCGUAAGAGUAACUUCUUCUAAACGGCCAUCAAUCCUGCCAUCGCCCGGUGAUCCGUACGAUUUAGUUAGAAAAUCCAGGUUGUCAGUAUCGGAAAAUACGAAUCCUUUCAGAGCACGAUCAGUUUCUCCCAGCAAAACCACCGAUGGGGAUAACAAAAAGCGGCAUGGAAAAUCAAAAGCUGAAAAACGAAUCGAGUCAUAUAAUCUGACCAUCGGCCGCAGGUCCAUCUUGGAAUGUGACAUAAAUCCUUACGAACUUGUUUCAUCCGAAGCCUUUGGUCCUAAAGAAAAAGAAUCACCAGCGGUAACUUUGGUUAAUGGUCAGAGAAUACGAAUUCGGCCAUCUGUUUCUGAUAGUGAAUACGAGGAUGUACAACUUAGGCUAUCCACCCCUACAACGAAACCUUCUGCAAAAUCUUCGAAGCUGUCCUUAAAGAACAUUGUUAAAUCCAGCUCACCUAUUUUAAGGGAUAAGAAAAUAUUAAAUGGAGGAGACACACCGAAACCAAGAUCGAAAAGCGAUUCAAUUACAUUAAUAAAUAAAGAUAGGGAACUCCAACAAAAGUUUAAAUCCAUUUUAAAGAAAUCGUCGGAGCGAAGUCCAUCACCAAUCGAACGAAGUGGGUCAUUGUUCUAUAUCCCUCUACCCAACUCAAAGAAAAAGGUGCAAUUUCUGGUCAAUAAUGACUCCAGUUACGAUGAAAAUAGCGAAGAAAUGAUUGAAAAUAGUUAUGAAAGUGAUGACGAUAAUGUUUUCGAAGAAGUGAAACCAGUGGUGGAGAUAAAGUUAGCCAAACCCGUAGAGCCGACAGAAACUUUAAAUGUUUCCACACCGAGAAAACCAGUGAGUUUGUACCGAAGUCUAAGCGAUCGAAUGAAAAAAGUAGAGUCGAAAAACCUUUUCCAUGAUACCAUGGCUAUAAGACAUCUGAAACAACGAGUAGGUUUGAAAAUAGAUUUCUCAGACCUCGAAAGAUUAGAUGGAAUAAAUCAAAAAAUUAAAAAACUUUGCUUAAAAUCUAAUACUGCUCGCAAGGAAAAUAUAAAUACAGUCUCCGAUUCAGACAAUUUAUUAUUUGAGAGAAAUGAAGAUUUGUCAUUAACUAACCUUAACAAUCUGAUACAACAAGAGCCAAUAGAAAUAAAUUCAACAACUGAUACGGAAACUGAGAAUGCUGAAACUGACAACACAUCUGCAAGUUCUUUAACUUCAUUUUCAUCAGAUUUGGUCGAUAAUACAAAUAAAAUUAUGGAAGCAACAUUAGAAACAGAGGAUACUUUAGAAAAACUCGAUGAGAAAAUUGCUUUAGCUAAAUUAGAUAUGUGUAUUAAUGAAGCAAAAGUUGAAAUAAUUGUACCAAAAGAUGAUGUACCACCAAUAGUUCCACCUAGAAAAAGAAGUAGCAAUAAACAACCUCCUAUAAGCAAUUCAAUUAAAAUUGAAGAAGUUAAUACUGAGAUCACAAAUAAAACAGUUGUUAAAAUAACUACCCCACCAGCUAUCCACAAAAUUCAAAUAAAAAAUGAUUUUUCGGACGCAUUAAAUAAUACCUCAUACAAUAUUUUGGAAAAUGCCCAAAGAAAAACAUCAAUAAUGAUAAACGGUGAUGACUGUUAUUCAACGGUUAAUGUAAAUGAUAACAUUCCCUUAUAUCAGUCGUCAGUGGUGGUCAAAGAUUCAGUAGGAAUAAUUCCUAUAUUCGAGAAACCUGAAAAACAAUGUAGUACGAUUUAUAUCACAGGAUCUUUUGUUCCAUGUGAAAAAGAACCCGAAAAAGUAGAAGAAAAAGCAGAUACCAAAGAAACUGAAAUUGAAAAACCUGCUGAAAAAGACUCAGAUGUGCUAAGAGAGCUCCUGAAGGACCCCGUUGAGGCAGUAAGGCGUAACUUGGUCCCACAUGUCUGUGGUAAAUCAGACGUGCCUAGGCGACAGCGCGACAAGAAGUUCCUAAAUGUUAAAAUACCCAAUUUAACAUCUAAUUUGUUACCAGAAACAACGUACGAAGAUGUAUUUAUAAGGCCAAAGCCCUAUGAAUCGAUAUGCGAUGACUUGUCAUCUGAACACAGUUCCUCUACUCAAUACGAGUUAAUUGAUCCAGGAUCAGAUUGCUAUACUGAUCAUAGCAAUCGUAGCUCGGUUACUGAGGAAGAGUUAGCUAAUCGUACGAAAUUUUACGAACUACUGGCAGAUUCGGGAAUCAUCGAGGUAACUGAGAAUGACGAUCAUAUCUACGAAUCUAUUAAAGUUAACAAUGAUCCAAUCUACGAAGAUAUUGAGAUACCGCCACCUCUACCCAGCGUUCCUCCUCCAGCAACCAUAAUGGAUGAUAUUAAUUUAGACAAAGAAUUUACUACUAGGUCCAUAUUUGAGGGAGCCUCCAAAUAUGACAUUCUUAGCUACCUUGUAGAUGCAAAGGAAAGAGGUUUAGUUCAAGAAGAUGGCUAUACUUACUUUCCAACAAAUGGUACCACUGAAGACGAUAUUCCUAUCUCACAGAUGAGUGCGGUUAGUGAUUCAAGUGAGGAUAACUCGCUUAUAUUGGCUGGAACUCUCAUAGAUGAAAAGUUAACGACCCAAAAGGGAGCAGAGGUUGAAAGAAAUGAUUCCGGUGUUGGUUCGGAGACCAGCAAGAGUUCACUUAGUAAAUAUAGAUCCAAACAAGAGAUAUUUGCGUUGUGCGAAGACUGUGAGGCUUCACUAGAAGGAGCUAACGGGAAUGUUGCUCUGUUGUGUAGAAAAUGUGUGAAAAAACGGUCAGAAAGGAAAGAAAUAAUUACUGAAAUAGUCGAAACAGAAGAAAAAUACAGUAAAGAUUUGCAAAUUAUAUUAGAAGAAUUUUAUCAGCCAAUGUUAGUAGCAGGCCUAUUAACACCGGAUCAGUUGUCUGCUAUAUUUUUAAAUGUGGAAGAACUUUUAGAAAACAGCCAAGCACUAGCCGAACGGUUGCGAGAUGGUGUUGAAAUCGCUUUGGAACAAGGUGAUGAGGACCUUCUAACGGUUAAUAUGGGUAAACUCUUUCUGGAAGCAAUGCCGAUGUUACACGCCUUCGAAACUUACUGUGUUCGACAAGGAUCAGCUAGUUUACUGUUAGCAAGCCUUGAAAAAGAAAAAGAGCUCCUAAGAAUAUUUCUAAGAGUAUCUCAGAUGGAAAAUACAAUGUUAAGAAGAAUGAACCUUAACUCAUUUCUUAUGGUACCUGUUCAAAGGGUUACAAAGUAUCCAUUGUUACUGGCUAGAUUAUACAAAGUAACACCAUCUCAUUAUGACAACAAGGAGGAACUAAAAGAAGCCCAGCAUAAGAUUGAGCUUCAUUUAAACCAUAUGAAUUCACAAACAAAAGACGUACCAAGUAAGUUGUGGAGAAGAAUUGGCAGUAGUUCCGGCAGAAGGUCAAGUUCGGAAAUGGAUUUAGUUAAUAUCAAGUUAAGAAAAAUAGCUGUGGAUGUGUUGGAAUGGAAUCAUGAAGAAGCCAAGUUUGCCUUAGAAGGAAAACUUUUGUUUACGCAACCCACGGAUAAUAAUUGGAGAAAGGGAAGGACUAUAAAAUUAACUCCUAUCAAUGCAAUGCUGGUCAUAAAUGGAAAGCCUUCGCCAAAUAAAAAUAGUGACAGAUCAGAAGAGAAUGGUGGUCUAUUUUUCUCCAAAACCGGCGUAAGAGAAGCAGCUUUACUACUAGUUCGUGAUAAGAAUGGCCGAUAUUCAUUGCUAAGAGAUCCACUUUACCUAGAUCGAUGUGUUAUAGCAGCAGAUCCCGCUUGGCAAAGUUACUUCGAAGUGCAGGAACUUUUAGGGAAGGAUACGUUCAUAUUUAAGGCUGAAGACGAAGAACAAACAAGCAUGUGGUAUAAACAAUUACAACACCAUGCACAGGGAAUGGGAGCUUGGAGAAAACGAAGAAACGCUUUGGCAAAUAUCAUGAUCAAUGGAAUGGGCCUGCGUUCUUAA